Acanthosepion pharaonis is the source of this 2967-nucleotide messenger RNA. NCBI's taxonomy places the organism in Eukaryota, Metazoa, Mollusca, Cephalopoda, Sepiida, Sepiidae. The record is from the annotation of a GenBank genome assembly.
AUGGCCAGAAGCAUUCUCUCUCUCUCUCUCUCUCUUAUUUCUUUAUUACUUACUUUCUUUUCUAUUCCUUAUCAGACAUUAGCCUUUGCUUUCUUAUUUCCAUAUAGCCUUCUUUCUUUUCUUUGGGGCUCUGAUAUUCCCUUCUUUCUUUUUUUUUUUUUUCUUUCUUUCUUUCUUUCUUUCUUUCUUUCUUUUUUCUUUUCUUUCUUUCUUUUCUAUUCAUUCUUUGGUUCUUGUUUCCAUAUUUCCUUCUUUCUUUCUUUCUUUCUUUUCUUUCUUUUCUUUUCUAUUCUUUAUCAGACUUUGUGGCUUUUUCUUUCUUAUUUCCAUAUUGCCUUCUUUCUUUUCUUUUUUGGCUCUGAUAUUUCCAUUCUUUCUUUUUUUCUUUCUUUCUUUUCUUUCCUUAUCACCUUUGCUUUCUUAUUUCCAUAUUGCCUUCUUUCUUUUCUUUGUGGCUCUGAUAUUCCCUUUCUUUCUUUCUUUCUUUCUUUCUUUCUUUCUUUCUUUCUUUCCAUCUUUCUUUCCUUCUUUCUUUUUUUUCUAUUCCUUAUUAGUCUUUUGCCUUUGCUUUCUUAUUUCCAUAUUGUCUUCUUUUUUCUCUUUGUGGCUCUGAUAUUCCCUUCUUUCUUUCUUUCUUUCUUUCUUUCUUUCUUUCCAUCUUUCUUUCUUUCUUUUUUUUCUAUUCCUUAUCAGACUUUAGCCUUUGCUUUCUUAUUUCCAUAUUGCCUUCUUUCUUUUCUUUGUGGCUCUGAUAUUCCCUUUUUCUCUUUCUUUCUUUCUUUCUUUUCUUUCUUUCUUUCCAUCUUUCUUUCCUUCUUUCUUUUUUUCUAUUCCUUAUUAGUCUUUUGCCUUUGUUUUCUUAUUUCCAUAUUACUUUUUUCCUUUGCUUUCUUAUUUCCAUAUUGCCUUCUUUCUUUUUUCUUUGUGGCUCUGAUAUUCCCUUCUUUCUUUCUUUCAUUCUUUUUCUUUCUUUUUUCUUUCUUUCUUUUUUCUUUCCUUUUUCUUUCUUUUCUUUCCUUAUCAGACUUUUUGCUUUUGCUUUCUUAUUUCCAUAUUGCCUUCUUUCUUUUCUUUGUGGCUCUGAUAUUCCCUUUUUUUUCUUUCUUUUUUUUCUUUCUUUCUUUCUUUCUUUCUUUCCUUCUUUCUUUUUUCUAUUCCUUAUUUCUUUUUCCUUUUCCUUUCUUAUUUCCAUAUUUCUUUCUUUCUUUGCUUUCUUAUUUCCAUAUUGCCUUCUUUCUUUUUCUUUGUGGCUCUGAUUUCCCUUCUUUUCUUUCUUUCUUUUCUUUUCUUUCUUUUCUUUCUUUCUUUCUUCUUUCUUUCCCUUUGCUUUCUUAUUUCCAUAUUGCCUUCUUUCUUUUCUUUUUCUUGAUAUUCCCUUCUUUUUUUCUUUCCUUUCUUUCUUUCCAUCUUUCUUUUUCUUUUUUUUUCUUUUUUUGCCUUUCUUUCUUUUUCCAUAUUUUUUUUUCUUUCUUUCUUUUUCUUUCUUUCUUUCUUUCUUUCUUUCUUGCUUUCUUUCUUUCUUGCUUUCUUUUCUUUUUUUUUCCUUAUCAGACUUUAGCCUUUGCUUUCUUAUUUCCAUAUUGCCUUCUUUCUUUUCUUUGUGGCUCUGAUAUUCCCUUUCUUUCUUUCUUUUUUUCUUUCUUUUCUUUCUUUUCUUUCUUUAGUCUUUUUGCUUUCUUUUUCCAUAUUGUCUUCUUUCUUUUCUUUUCCUUUUUUCUCAGAUCAACUUUAGCCUUUGCUUUCUUAUUUCCAUAUUGCCUUCUUUCUUUUCUUUGUGGCUCUGAUAUUUCCCUUCUUUUCUUUCUUUCUUUCUUUCUUUCUUUCUUUUCUUUUUCUUUUUUUCUUUUCCUUAUUUCUUUUUUCUUUAGCCUUUUUCCAUAUUUUCUCUUUCUUUCCUUUCUGAUAUUCCUUCUUUCUUUUUUCCUUUCUUUUUUUUCUUUCUUUCUUUUUCUUUCUUUUUUUCUUUUUUUUCUUUUUUUUCUUUCUUUCUAUUCAUUUUUCUUUCUUUCUUUCCAUUUUUUUUUUUCUUUCUUUCUUUCUUUUAUUUCUUUCUCAGACUUUUAUCCUUUGCUUUCUUAUUUCCAUAUUGCCUUCUUUUUUUUUCUUUCCUUUGCUUUCUUAUUUCCAUAUUGCCUUCUUUUUUUUCUCUUUGUGGCUCUGAUAUUUCCUUCUUUCUUUCUUUCUUUCUUUCUUUCUUUCUUUCUUUCUUUCUUUCAGACUUUCUUUUUUCUUUCUUAUUUCAGACUUUUGCCUUUGCUUUCUUAUUUCCAUAUUGCCUUCUUUUUUCUUUGUGGCUCUGAUUUCCUUCUUUCUUUCUUUCUUUCUUUCUCUUUCUUUCUUUCUUUCUUUCUUUUCUAUUCCUUAUCAGACUUUUGCCUUUGCUUUCUUAUUUCCAUAUUGCCUUCUUUUCUUUUCUUUGUGGCUCUGAUAUUUCCCUUUCUUUUUCUUUCUUUUCUUUCUUUUUUUCUUUCUUUCUUUUUUUUCUUUUCUAUUCCUUAUCAGUCUUUUGCCUUUGCUUUCUUAUUUCCAUAUUGUCUUCUUUUUUCUCUUUGUGGCUCUGAUAUUCCCUUCUUUCUUUCUUUCUUUCUUUCUUUCUUUCUUUCUUUCUUUUCUUUCUUUCUUUUUUCUAUUCCUUAUCAGACUUUAGCCUUUGCUUUCUUAUUUCCAUAUUGCCUUCUUUCUUUUCUUUGUGGCUCUGAUAUUUCCCUUCUUUCUUUCUUUCUUUCUUUCUUUCUUUCUUUCUUUCUUUUUUCUAUUCCUUAUCAGUUCUUUAGCAUUUUCUUUCUUAUUUCCAUCUUUUCUUUUUCUUUUCUUUUUUCUCUUUUGUUUCUUAUUUCCAUUCUUUCUUUCUUUCUUCCCUUCUUUCUUUAUUUCUUUCUUUCUUUCUUUCUUUUCUAUUCCUUAUCAGACUUUAGCCUUUGCUUUCUUAUUUCCAUAAUGCCUUCUUUCUUUUCUUUGUGGCUCUGA